This is a messenger RNA of Botrytis cinerea B05.10, 1177 nucleotides long. RefSeq lists its product as hypothetical. Lineage: Eukaryota; Fungi; Ascomycota; Leotiomycetes; Helotiales; Sclerotiniaceae. The coding region runs from base 121 to 876 and encodes 251 amino acids. The record is from RefSeq and is a predicted model, not a curated record. The transcript has 2 exons.
GUCAAAGGCAGAUACCAAUAUCCACAUCUAAUCAAGUCUCCUAAAAGCACCGACCCUUGAAAAUCUACUUGGGCACUCGAAUAACAGAAAAUUCUCCCACUCUUCAAGAUCCUUUUUCAGAUGAAUCUAUCACUCCCACCUCCCCUUCGAAGCAAGCUCGGCGGAAAGCGCGAUUGGAUGCUCAAGCCAAAACAAGACCUGAAACCAGCAGUAAUCGGAUCCCAGGAACCAACCAAAAUGCGAAUUGCAUUGCUCAGUGUGACGGAAGCUGGCCUGGGUAGAGAGGUAUAUUACGAUCGAGGUUACGGUAAUGGAGAGCCAUUCGACUGGAACGAUGCGAGCGACAUUUUUCUCUUGAACGACUGGAGACGAGAGAAGAUUCGAAAAUACACGCCCAGAGACUUGGGAAAAGCAGAACGCACAAAGGAUGUUAGAAGUCAGCUUCUCGAGAAUGCAAUUGUCAGAAAGCCAAGUAUUUCCAGGGCAGCGAUAGAGCAGCUUCAAAAGCCGCAGAUUGCCCAAAACUCGAGGCCGAAUGAAAUCAGAGAGCCUGUACACCACAAAAUAGAUCUAGAUAAAGAAUUCAUCACAAUGAUCACCCGUGGAAGAGAGAUCAAGAAAUUUCGUGCUCAGAAACGCAGAGCAGCACGCCACGUAACACCAAGACUUGCAAAUGGCCGCCGCCAGAAUCUAUCCACUCGUCAUGGACCAAUAGAGUAUCUUCCUGUCAAUCUUGAAAGGCUCAAGAGCUUGACACCAAAGCAACAGCGACGCCAUCAAGAUACGCACGUUAAAAACUGGUUCGUGAUUUUUAAGAUGAUUGAGGAAUCUUUCGACUUGCCGAGCCGGGAGAUUGGAGUCCAGUAUAAUCUCUGAGUUUCUUGACUUGGCCCCAAGUAAGGGUUUAAUCUUCUGAGAAAAUGCCUGGUGUUUUUUGUAACUUCGGUAUCGGGUAAACUUCAACGAAAAUUAUGCCGUACGUUUUCUAGGUUAUUGGAAAUCGAUCGAUAUCACUGGCAGAUUAGGGGAUCAUUCUAUAGACACGUACAAGAGCAGUUACAAUGGGAAAACACUGGUAAAAAUUGGCUUGUUUUGCACAGUGGCUAGCACUUUUCUUACUCCAGUUGUAUCAAUAAGAUAAACUAUGGGAGAUUAAAUUCACAAUAAGGCAAUCACA